GUGAGGAAAACAAAAGGGGUCGUGGGGACAGCGAAGCAGAAAACGAGCUUCUUCUCAUAUAUAUAUAUAUAUAUAUAUAUGUAUGCAUAUGUGUAUGCGUGUGUGAGGCCUCUUGAGUCUUGGAAAUUGAGAGAUACAUGAAACUGCGAAAUUCUUCCGCUGAGUCGUAGUUUCUGUAUCUCUUUUUCUGAGAUUGAGCAGUAUUAGGCCACACCCAUUUUUCUUUUUCAUUUUCUGAAACAAAGGUUGAUUUGUUAGAGAGUCAGAGACUACUAGUAGACAAACAGAGAGAUACUUGACAAUUUCUGAGAAGAUGAAGCACAAGGACGGAAAGCCGGGUUACCAGCAGGACAAGAGUUCCAGGGUUGUCCCCAUGACAAUCAUGUUCGUCGUUCUUUGCGGGUUUUCGUUUUAUCUCGGUGGAAUCUUUUGCUCCGAGAAGAAGAGAUUUGAAGCGAGAGAUACCAACGAUGUUGCAAAAGCUGCUGUCCAAUCUUCCACGGAUUCAGCAGUGUCCUCCUCGCUCCAAGUUAAAUCUGUCACUUUUCCCGAAUGCGACAGCAACUAUCAGGACUACACUCCUUGCACUGAUCCAACGAAGUGGAAGAAGUAUGGUGUUCAUCGGCUGACAUUCAUGGAACGCCACUGUCCUCCGGUGUUCGAGAGGAAGGAAUGCUUAAUUCCUCCUCCAGAUGGGUACAAGCCACCCAUCAGAUGGCCAAAGAGCAGGGAUGAAUGUUGGUAUCGGAAUGUCCCUUAUGAUUGGAUUAACAAGCAGAAGUCUAACCAGAACUGGUUGAGGAAGGAGGGCGAGAAAUUCCUCUUUCCUGGUGGGGGUACUAUGUUCCCUAGAGGUGUUAGCGAAUAUGUAGAUUCGAUGCAAAGCCUUAUCCCAGAAAUGACAGAUGGGACCGUUCGAACUGCCAUUGAUACUGGAUGUGGGGUUGCAAGUUGGGGAGGCGAUUUGUUGGAUCGUGGAAUUCUAACCUUGUCUCUUGCUCCAAGAGAUAAUCAUGAAGCUCAAGUGCAGUUUGCCCUAGAACGUGGAAUUCCGGCGAUCCUUGGCAUUAUUUCUACUCAGAGGCUCGCUUUCCCAUCAAACUCAUUUGAUAUGGCUCACUGCUCUAGAUGCCUCAUUCCAUGGACAGAAUUUGGUGGAAUUUACCUUAUGGAAAUUCAUCGCAUACUCCGUCCUGGGGGGUUCUGGGUACUUUCAGGCCCACCUGUCAACUAUGAGCACCGCUGGCGUGGAUGGAACACAACCAUAGAGGAGCAGAGAUCCGAUUACGAGAAGUUGCAGGAUCUGCUCACUUCAUUGUGCUUCAAAUUGUACAACAAAAAAGAUGACAUUGCUGUCUGGCAGAAGGCUUCAGACAACAGCUGCUACAAUAAGAUUGCAAACAAUGCUGAGGCAUAUCCACCUAAAUGCGAUGACAGCCUUGAACCGGACUCUGCUUGGUACACUCCUCUCCGCUCUUGUGUUGUUGUUCCAAACCAGAAGCAUAAGAAAUCGGGUCUAAAAUCCGUCCCUAAAUGGCCCGAGAGGUUGAAUACCGCACCAGAACGUAUCUCCGACAUUCACGGUGGGAGUGCUAGCACUUUCAAUCACGACAAAAGCAAGUGGAAGGUGCGGGCAAAGCACUACAAGAAGUUGCUUGCAGCAAUUGGGACCGAUAAGAUUAGAAAUGUGAUGGACAUGAAUACAGUUUAUGGAGGUUUCGCUGCGGCCGUGAUUGAUGAUCCUUUGUGGGUCAUGAAUGUGGUCUCUUCAUAUGCGGCCAACACACUGCCUGUAGUCUUUGACCGUGGCCUUAUUGGGACUUACCACGAUUGGUGUGAAGCUUUCUCUACUUAUCCUCGAACUUAUGAUCUCCUGCAUCUUGAUGGCCUCUUCACUGCAGAAAGUCACAGAUGUGAUAUGAAGUAUGUGCUCUUGGAGAUGGACCGGAUCCUUCGCCCCAACGGCUACGCGAUAUUCCGGGAAUCCAGCUACUUCGUGGACGCUGUUGCCACGAUCGCCAAGGGGAUGAGAUGGGGUUGCCGCAAAGAGGACACCGAGUACGGCGUCGAAAAGGAGAAGAUAUUGAUAUGCCAGAAAAAGCUCUGGUAUUCCUCUAAUAAGAGUUCCCGGUGACAAAACAUAGAAGAACUCAAUUCAUGGUUUGAUUGAUUAGUCUCUUGGAGGGUUAAGUAUUAUUACUUACAAAUUCCAUGGUUAUAUAAGAAAGAAGAAGCAAAGAAAGAAGCCAGUUUUAUACCACUCACAAAGAGAUUAAUUGGUUCUACAGCAAGAAAAGCAAUUUUUAGAAUGAAAUUUGUUAAUUGAAAGACCCAAGUUACCCAAUAAGUUGAUUUUGUUGAUGAAUAGGGGAUUUUAUAAUACAGUUAUAUAUAUUCGUUAUAAGGUACCAAAAUUUGUACUUGGUAUAACUUUUCUUUUUGUUACUUUUUCAUUUGUUC
Molecule: messenger RNA, 2460 nt
Organism: Morus notabilis
Lineage: Eukaryota; Viridiplantae; Streptophyta; Magnoliopsida; Rosales; Moraceae
Product: probable methyltransferase PMT21
Exons: 8
Coding region: 314-2134 (606 amino acids)
Cellular component (GO): endosome; cytoplasm; trans-Golgi network
Molecular function (GO): methyltransferase activity
Source: RefSeq, a predicted model, not a curated record